CCAUGCCCCCUGGUAUUAUGCCCCCUGGUAACAUGCCCCCUGGUACCAUGCCUCCCUUCCCAUACCCCCCCCCUGGGUAUCUACCUUACCCCAGCGCCCCACCGCAUUACUCUAAUAGCACAGCAGCCUUAAGCCAGACAUACACAUAUACCCAGCCUACUAGCAACCUCCAGCGCUCAUCUACCCAGCCUGCCAGAAACCACCAGUUAACAUAUAUCCCGCUCACAAACAACCAGCCUACUGGCACCCUCCAGCAGCUAAACACCAAGUCCACUGGCAACCUGCUCCAGCUCAUGAACCUCCAACUCCCAAACAGCAAGCCCGCUAGCACCCGCCAGCUUACAUACAUCCAGCCAGCUAGCAACCCCCAGGUCAAAUCUACCCAGUCUGGUGGGACCCGCCAGCUUACAUACAUCCAGCCCGCUAGCAACCCCCAGGUCACAUCUACCAAGCCCGCUAGCACCCGCCAGCUUACAUACAUCCAGCCUGCUAGCAACCCACAGGUCACAUCUACCCAGCCCGAUAGCGAACUCAAGUUCACAAGCUCGGCUGUACUCACGCCAGCACUGAAAGUGUUGACCCCAGACCCAAUCUCCUUGAGCAAGGCCCAACAACUGAAGGAGCCGUCACACCCCCGCUGUCUGCAGUACGUUAAGACGGUGGUGCCCAAGGGCGGCAACCGCCGCGUAAGACGGCUCACCAAGUCAAGAGUCAAGAGAAACAGCCAGGCAUUUGGAGAAAGGUGUAAGAAAUACAGGAAAGAGGUUCUGAGAAAGAGGAGAAUAUAUCGAGAUCUCCAAGAGAAGAGAGAUGGACUGAUUGCAAGAGCUGCAGCGAAGGUGGCCGCUCAGGUGGCUGCAAAGUAUCCCAGGGCCCUCUCUGAAGCGGAAGCAGAGAGCGAUGUUGAAGGGGACAAAAAACCAAUGCCAGAAGAAGCGAUUAAGGGGAAACUAAAGAAAAAGCUUGAAGAGUUCAACCUGAAGAUGAAGCGGAAAUCGACACAACAAACACCAACAUAAACUCAAAGGCAGUUUGUUAUCUUCACUGGGCAUCAUGAGCUCAUCUCCCACUAGACUAGAACCUUCUGCUGACCCAUCCAGACCCUAUGGACAUCAGUUGGCUUACAUUCUUAGCUAGCAACCAUUUAUAGAUUUGUAAUGACACUAGCAAAGGAUUUGUUAUCAUCCUUUAAGACUACAUAUUGAAGAUUUUUUUUCAGUGUAUGUUCAGAUUGGAUUUAUCUGUACUAGCAUGGGUACGGCCAGGGGCUUUUCUUGACGACUUGAUCUGACUAGCAAAAAUGAUUGCCUAUAUAGGCUUUAAUUAGGGCCUGAAGGUUUUCCUAGGCUGGUCAUUUGGUCAGGAAAAACUCCUAACCCAUUUCUGUGGAUCCUCUUUCACUGUGUAUAUAUACAAAUAAAUAGUUAUUUUAUUUCUUUCUUUUUCUCAAUAAAAAGUAACUUCAAUAUGGAA
Molecule: messenger RNA, 1473 nt
Organism: Coregonus clupeaformis (lake whitefish)
Lineage: Eukaryota; Metazoa; Chordata; Actinopteri; Salmoniformes; Salmonidae
Product: BRD4-interacting chromatin-remodeling complex-associated protein-like
Exons: 3
Coding region: 3-1019 (338 amino acids)
Source: RefSeq, a predicted model, not a curated record